This is a messenger RNA of Pomacea canaliculata, 1258 nucleotides long. Its product is annotated as general transcription factor IIH subunit 3-like. Gene Ontology annotation, biological process: regulation of DNA-templated transcription; nucleotide-excision repair. Lineage: Eukaryota; Metazoa; Mollusca; Gastropoda; Architaenioglossa; Ampullariidae. Gene Ontology annotation, cellular component: transcription factor TFIIH core complex; transcription factor TFIIH holo complex. The record is from RefSeq and is a predicted model, not a curated record. The transcript has 10 exons. The coding region runs from base 62 to 1012 and encodes 316 amino acids.
CGCCGAUUGAACACCAAGACAUGCUUAUGUUUUAUGGGUAGCUAUUAAUAACUGAUGGAUAAUGUCAGAACAGGCACUAAGCUCCUUGUUGGUUUUGGUAAUUGAUGUAAAUCCUGUCUGGUGGGGCCAGCGAACUGAAAUUGAAGACAACCAGUUGCAACUCUGUGAAUGUGUGGAUACAGCACUUGUAUUUGCUAAUUCUCAUUUAAUGCUGUCUCACAUGAACAAACUGGCAGUCAUUGCCACCCACACAGACAGAAGUCACUUUCUAUACCCAUCACGAAAAAAAGACAUUAGUUCUGAGGGAGGAGGGGAUGCCAUGGCCACUACCAGUGCUAAACAUGACGGAAAGUAUGAGGUGUUCUCACAAGUAGACGAGGUUGUCCGGCGAGAAAUCAAAUAUCUCAUCUCACAAAACCUUGAGGGAGAGGUGGCACCAGACUGUAUAAUUGCAGGAGCCUUGUGCAUGGCACUUUGUUAUAUUAACAGUCUUGAAAAAGAAUGUCCCAUGGGAGAAAAACUGUCUUCAAGAAUAUUGGUCCUAAAAGGAGCAGAAGACAAUCCUUCUCAGUACAUGAAUUUUAUGAAUGCUGUCUUUACUGCUCAAAAACAGAAUGUUGUGAUAGAUGCAUGUGUACUUGAGAAUGACUCUGGUCUGCUGCAACAGGCCUGUGAUAUCACAGGUGGAAUUUACCUGAAGGUUCCUCAAGAAGCUGGCUUAUUACAGUAUUUACAGUGGUUAUUUCUAACGGACCCAUCAACACGUGGAAAGCUGACAUUGCCUCCUCGGGCCCAAGUGGAUUACAGAGCUGCUUGUUUCUGCCAUCGCACACUUAUUGAUGUUGGCUAUGUCUGUUCAGUUUGCCUUUCAGGUGAAUUAUACUUUCCAUUUAAAUCUUUAAAAAGUAUUUGUUAUAUAAAUGCUUUAAAUGUGUGCUGCUCCAAGAGCACAAGUUAUGUUGCUAAAUGGCUAUAUGCUGUUAUAUGGGUUUGCUUCUUUUUAGGUUUGUGAUCUUGAUCUGGCUCCCUUUAGUGUUCUGGAGAUGCAUUCUCUUUCCCAUGUUUACUGAAAACAUCCACCCUCCCACACUACAUCCUAACAACAAAAAAGCGCUUAAGCAACAAAAAUUGAAGGAAUAAAAAGACUGAGACACUUCAUGUGGCAACAAUAGCGUUAUUAGUAUAAAUACAAAUUAUUCAUUUGUAUGAGAGUUCUUUCCAUAAGCAAGUACAGUAUAUUAAUUAAAUAAUCAUGAUC